CAGUCCUUGGAGAAGAACCUGAGCAGACCAACUCUGCCGGCCUCCCAUGGGGAGAGAUCAUGGAGGGAGCCACCAGACUUUGCUCAACGAGGGAGAAGAGGCUGAAAUGGAGAUAUUUGGCUACCGGACCCAAGGCUGCCGGAAGGCCCUGUGCGUUGCUGGGUACAUCCUGUCCUGCGGAGCCCUCCUGCUUGUGUUUUACUGGAAGCCGGAGUGGGACGUGUGGGCAAACUGCAUGCCCUGCAACUUGGAGGAGGCAGACGUUGUGCUGCUCAGAACCACAGAUGAAUUUCACAUUUACACUCGGAAGAAGGUGACCUGGAUCUCUCUGUCUGGCCUCAACCAUAUUAAUCCGGCUCAUCCUGUCAUUGCUGACAAAAGAUCUCUCCUGAACAAAGUCAUAAUGAAGCCAGAGUUAAAACCGCCUGCCAUCACCACCACCGAGCACCGUCAGAUCACAGAUCACAUCUGUGGGGAGAGUGAUCCAGGGGAGGGGGAGCCCCACGACACUCACAAAUGUGCCCCAAGGGAAGUGUCUUUAGUGAGGGUCCUCUGUGGGCCCAACACCACUGAUGUGGAGAUCACACCUGUCUGGAAGCUGCUUGUCAAAGAGGUCCUCAACCCAUUUUACGUCUUCCAGCUCUUCAGUGUCUGCCUGUGGUUUGCUGAGAAUUACAUCGAGUACUCUGUGGCCAUCAUCCUCAUGUCCCUCCUCUCCAUUUCUCUCACGGUGUAUGACCUCAGGAAGCAAUCUGUGAAGCUGCACUGGCUGGUAGAAUCCCAUAAUAGUGUCCUGGUCAAGGUCUUCAGGAAGCAAACAGGUGCUCAACAAGAACUGGACUCCCGUCAUUUGGUGCCUGGAGACACCCUGGCUUUGGAAGGGGGCAAAGGCAUGUUGCCCUGUGAUGCCAUCCUGAUCUGCGGGCAGUGCAUUGUGAAUGAAGGCAUGCUGACAGGGGAAAGUAUUCCCGUCACAAAGACCUGCUUACCUUGUGAGGAGAACAGUACUCAGCCUUGGCGAAUGAGCUGUGCGGAGGAUUGCAGGAGGCACCUCCUCUUCUGUGGAACGGAGAUCAUUCAGGCCAAGGGAGAUGGCAAGGGCCCGGUGAAGGCCGUUGUUCUGAGGACCGGUUUCAACACAGCAAAAGGGGAUCUGGUGAGAUCCAUUCUAUACCCAAAGCCCAUGAAUUUCCGGCUCUACAGGGAUGCCAUUCGGUUUCUCAUGUGCCUCAUAGGAAUUGCUGCCAUUGGGAUGGUCUAUGCUGUCUGUGUCUUUGUACUCAAAGGGGAAGAGGCUGGGGAGGUGGCGAAGAAGGCCCUGGACGUGAUCACAAUCGCAGUGCCUCCAGCCCUGCCUGCUGCACUGAACGGGAUCAUUUAUACCCAGAGGCGGCUGAAGAAAAAAGGGAUUUUCUGCAUCAGCCCCCAGAGGAUCAAUGUGUGUGGCCAGUUAAACCUCAUGUGCUUUGACAAGACCGGCACGUUAACCGAAGACGGACUGGAUCUCUGGGGAAUGGUCCUGGCCAAAGGAAAGAGCUUCCAGAGUGCCCAUACCUUCUCCUCCGGCGUGCUGGUGCCCUGGGGCCUGGCAUGUGGAGCCAUGGCCACCUGCCAUUCCUUGGUGGUCCUGGAUGGGAAGAUUCAGGGAGAUCCGCUGGACCUGAAAAUGUUUGAGGCGACUCACUGGGAAAUAGAGGAUUCCAAUAGUGAAGAUGGACAACUGGUGAAUGCUGUCAUAGUUAAACCAGGAGCCAAAGCCGCACAGGGUGCUGUUGAAGGAAUGGCUGUCUUGCGCCAGUUCCCGUUCUCUUCAGCCCUGCAGAGGAUGUCUGUCAUCGCCCGGGAGUUUGGUGGGGGCCACCACGCCUUCAUGAAGGGGGCCCCGGAGAGAGUGGCCGGCUUCUGCAAGCCAGAAACAGUGCCCCCCACCUUCACCAGCGAGCUCCAGCUCUACACCGCUUGGGGCUUCAGAGUCAUUGGCCUGGCACACAAGCACCUGCAGGCAGGAACAGAACCGGCUUCCUUGGCAAGGGAGGAGGUAGAGUCUGGCCUGACCUUCUUGGGAUUCCUGAUCAUGGAGAAUCGGCUGAAAAGCGAAACAAGGCCUGUCCUGGAGGAGCUGAGCGCUGCCCGCAUCCGGAGCGUGAUGGUCACAGGCGACAACAUUCAGACAGCGAUUACAGUUGCCAGAAAUGCCGGCAUGAUUCCGCAAGCCAGCCAAGUGAUCCUCGUUGAGGCUGACGCCCAGGCAGGCCACCCCUCAGCAUCCAUCGCCUGGAAGCUCCUGCAGGAGAGCAAAGUGAACCAGGGCUGCUGUGGGCCGGAGGGUAGUUACACGAAUAUUGGAGGAUCUGGCGGUGGAAGGAGCAGGUACCAUUUCUGCCUGAGUGGGAGAUCUUAUGAGGUCAUCAGCCAGAACUUCAGUCAUUUGCUUCCAAAGCUUCUCCUGAACGGAACAGUAUUUGCCAGGAUGUCUACAGCCCAGAAGGCCAACCUGGUGCAGGAGUUCCAGAAGCUGGAGCUCACCAGGGCUGCUGCCUUUCAGGCUCUGAAGGUGGCCCAUGCCGGGAUCUCCCCGUCUGAGCAGGAGGCCUCUGUGGCUUCCCCCUUCACAUCCAAGACCCCCAGCAUAGAAUGCGUGCCGGAGCUGAUCAGGCAAGGCCACGCUGCACUCGUCACCUCCUUCUGCAUGUUCAAAUACAUGGCCCUCUACAGCACCGUCCAAUAUAUCGGAGUCCUGCUCCUCUACUGGAAACUAAAUUCCUUUGGAAAUUACAAGUUUCUGUUCCAAGAUCUGGCAAUCAACACUCUCAUUGGGAUGACAAUGAGCCUGAAUCCCGCCUACCCGAAGCUGGUCCCCUACAGACCCCCAGCCCAGCUCACCUCCCCGCCCCUCCUGCUCUCCGUGCUCCUGAACCUCCUCUUCAGCCUGGCCAUGCAGACCUGCGGCUUUGUCCUGGUGCAGAAGCAGCUGUGGUAUUCCCCUGCUGACCUCCUCAGCGCUUGCACUCCGGGGAACAAAAGUCACGCGGGACUCCCUGCCUCAUCCAACGACACCCUGGGGGGCAGCUGGAUGGAAAGCCCCGCCAUUGGGGAGGGAGCAGGUGUCAACACUGGCUACAGGAGCUAUGAGAAUACCACCGUGUGGCUCCUGUCCACCAUCAACUGCUUCAUGGUGGCGCUGGUCUUCUCCAAGGGGAAGCCGUUCAGACAACCCGUGUACAAAAACUAUGCUUUUGUCCUUGUACUGCCCUUGCAACUGGGGCUUUGUCUCUUCUUCCUGUUUGCCAACAUCGAUUGUCUCUAUGCUAGGAUGGAUCUCGUUUGCACUCCCACCGUUUGGAGGAUCUCCCUGCUUGGCAUGCUGUUGGCCACCUUUGCCCUCUCUCUUCUUGUGGAGGAGGCCGUCAUUGAGAACAGAGCCUUGUGGGCACUGCUGAAGAGAGCCUUUGGGCACCAGUCCAGGAGCCGUUAUAAGAAGCUGCAGAGGGCGCUGGAGAGGGACUUGUCUUGGCCUCCCCUGAACAAAACUGACUUAGCAGCGUCUGCUGCAGUCCAAGUGGGUGGUUUUGGGGCAGCCUACAGCAACCCAGUGUUUGUGAGCCACGAACAGCCUGAUGCUAGUCUGAGGUCCUAAGGCGAGGUGGCCACCGCUGUGCCUGAAGGCCUGGCCUCCGCAGCCUGACCUGCAUGUCUCUUUUGUUCCCUUGUCAAAAGCAGGCACCAGCAGAACCAAAAGUUGGUUCUGAGAGGCAAAAUCCCUUAAGGGCGGAGAGGCAGUCCGCAGCUGCUCUUCUGAAUCUGCAGAGUGGCCCCUGAACCAAUCCACUGUGAAGAUAAUCGGGUUUCAAAGCUGAAGUGGGCAGCUGCUACAGAAGGAGGAUCUCUCAGGUUGUUUCCAGCCAAACUGUUUCUUGAGCAUUCAUUCUGAUUUGUUUGCACAAGGUUGGCAGGGAGGUUAUAUCAUGUUGGAUGUUUCUUGAGCAUUCGUUCUGAUUAUGUGGGGAGGCUUUACGAGACCACUACAAGCAACUGCUAUCCUACACUUUCCAGGGCAUUAUCCCUUCACUGCAAAAUGUCUUCAUUUUUCUUUUCUUUUUGCAAGUGGGUUUGUCAUGCAGCAGCACCAAACCUUCUUUAAUCAUGCAACCGAAAGUUCCCUUUAUGCAAUUGAAUCCCACCUACAAAAUAGCAACAGGCUAAAAGUGCCCUUAGACACCAGACUGUAGCUUGUGGCAACAGAUAAAAAGCAGGAGGUAGGGGGGGUUAGUGUGUGAAGUCAGCCUGGGAACAUGGACCACCGAAAGUGUGGGCAGGUGAGCGAUGAUACUGGAGGAGGGGAGCCCCCAGCAGGGACCAAGCAGAGGGCAGAACUGUUAUGUAAAUUUGUAUAAAUGAGCAGAGAUCAUCAGCAGUCUGAGCUGCUUGUGUGCCAGUGUGUGCGUUUACCUAAGUGGCAGGCUUUUACCCUGCAUGAGGACCACUGAGACUUAAGACUUAGUAAAAUAAGAAAAGCUACUUUAUUUAUAGAAAUACAUAGUAGAUAGAAAGGCAGGGCUAGUUCUAACUAACUAACUAAGCGGGAGGCGCAAUGCCCAAACGUGGGUACUGCCCUCAUGGCUUAGAAGAGAGAACAAGGACAAAGGUGUCUCCUCUCUCUUGGACAGCCGGAGAAGAGAGGAAAGGGCGGAAGGAGGAGAGGCAGAUAAGCUCCCUAAGACGUAUCAGUCUAACAACGGAAGGAAGUCAGUCAGAGCAUCACAGGUAAAGGUAGUCAAGCCUAUCCAUCUGGAGGACCCUCACACUAUCUCCCUUCUGGAACAUAAAGAACAACACAGGAGUUGCUCUUGUCCCCCUUCCAACAAGAACAGCCUUGCAGAUGGUUCUUGUUCUCCUCCAUGGUCAGAGGCAGUGAAUGCCUCUGAAUGCCUGCUGCCAGGAAUCACACGUGGGAGGAGUGCUCUUGCACUCAGGUUCUGCUUGUGGCUUUCUUCCCAUAAUGGGCCUCUGGUGAGCCACUGUGACAACAGGAUGCUGUCCUAGAUGGGUCCCCUUUGGCCUGAUCCUGUGUCAGGCCUCUUCUGAUGUUCUUACGAUGCAAAGGGGAUGCCAGGAAGAGGCUGGUGUGCUCACAAGAGGGAAGACUGCCACGCGCAGAGAUGGAGGGGAGCCACCAAGCCUGAGCAGGGCCCUCUUCUCCUCCUGAGCCAGGAGCCCCCACCUGCUCCGCCUGUGGCCUCUAUACUGGACAGCAGCUGGGAGUGCUGGAGGCCCAGGCGGGAUGGGAGGAUUUUCUCUGGGCUCUGCUGUGUCGCCGUGGCCUGAGAAGGGCACAGGCACCUCAGGCCCUCGAGAGCACUCAGCAGCCGCUGCGCAGGCAGGCCUGAUCCCGCUCAAGCCCUUUGGGAGAGCACCAAAGGCCCCAAACACCGACAGCUGCUUUACCGUGCAGGUCUGUGCUUGCCUGACUGCCUUCAGUGCGGCUUAUCCCAAGCAAGUGUGCUCGGGGUUCCUGACGUGGUUUCUCUACCUCAGCCUUUCGCCUGAAAACCUGCUUUCCGCUCUUCCUCCAGGGGCUUUAUUUCCCUUAGAGAAAAGUAUAAACACUGAGAUUCACAGAAGCUUGACUUAUUUAUGCAGCAUAUUUGUGUGCAAUCCCAGUUUUUCCCCAAGUGGCACGCAGGUGGACUGCACGUGGCCCUGAUGCGUGGCUCAGAAAUCCAUGCCAAUUCUGCAAAACUGCAGCAGCAGGGAGCUCAGUAAUGCAGUGGAUUGUGUGUUGGAUGUAGACCACUGGAAACCUGCGUUUGGAUCUCCACUCUGCCAGGAAACUCACUGGGUGAUCUUCAGCCAAUCACUGUCUCUGUUAGCCUACCUCACAGGGUUGUUGUGAGGAUACAGUCAAGCAAGGGGUGACCCAGGUGUGCCAUCCUGAGCUGUUUGGAUGAAGGGCUGGAUUUAAAUGCAAUAAAUAAAUACAUGCAACAUUUCUGAAUGUCACACAUUUGUUUUCCAAAAAGUGACCAAGCAACAGGUUGAUGCAAGAGCCAAGCGGAUGCCCGCUGCAGCUGAAU
Molecule: messenger RNA, 6074 nt
Organism: Rhineura floridana
Lineage: Eukaryota; Metazoa; Chordata; Lepidosauria; Squamata; Rhineuridae
Product: probable cation-transporting ATPase 13A4
Biological process (GO): polyamine transmembrane transport; intracellular calcium ion homeostasis
Cellular component (GO): late endosome membrane
Molecular function (GO): polyamine transmembrane transporter activity; ATPase-coupled monoatomic cation transmembrane transporter activity; P-type ion transporter activity
Source: RefSeq, a predicted model, not a curated record